Messenger RNA from Nelumbo nucifera (sacred lotus), 1961 nucleotides. RefSeq names its product chaperone protein dnaJ GFA2, mitochondrial-like. The record is from RefSeq and is a predicted model, not a curated record. Gene Ontology annotation, molecular function: ATP binding; heat shock protein binding. Lineage: Eukaryota; Viridiplantae; Streptophyta; Magnoliopsida; Proteales; Nelumbonaceae. Gene Ontology annotation, biological process: protein refolding; response to heat. Gene Ontology annotation, cellular component: cytoplasm.
AGAAAAAUGGAGCUUUCUAGACCAUUCGAACAGAGAAGAAAAAAAGGAGCUGGUUCUGGGGGCUCAUAUUUCCCCCGAACUCUUGGGGUAUUUCCGUUAUUUAGGAGUUUUACCCAUCCGAUUUGACCACCGUCUCUGCUCUUUCGCUCUCAAUCUCGAGUUCGAAAUGGUGCGCUCUGGUUGUGCUAGGUGGGCAUACUGGUUUGCUCGACGUUCUUUGGGUUUGGAGUUCCAUAAUUCAGUUCAUGGAGGGGGUUGCAGAGGAUUUUCUUCCGGAAUUUGUAGUUCUUCUCGGAUUUUGGGAUUGCAAAAUUUGGAUAAUGUGAAACGAAAGGAUGCAGUAUGGGGUUUAUUUUUACAUUGCAAUUUGGGGCCCAGGAGGUCCUUUCAUGGAACAGGGUCCAUGCAUAUGGCCUCAAGGGAUUACUAUGAUAUACUUGGAGUAAGCAAGAAUGCAAGUGCAUCAGAAAUCAAGAAAGCUUACUAUGCGCUUGCAAAGAAGCUACAUCCGGAUACAAACAAGGAUGAUGCAGAUGCAGAAAUAAAGUUUCAGGAAGUUCAAAAAGCCUACGAGGUUCUAAAGGAUGAAGAGAAGCGAGCCCUUUAUGACAAGGUUGGUCCCGAUGCAUUUGAAGAGCAUGCUCAUGGAGGUGGUCCUGGUGGUCCAUUUGGACCUGGAUUCAACCCGUUUGAGGACAUCUUUAAUGGUGGUGGAAUGAAUGAUUUCUUCAAGAAUAUUUUCAAUCAGGGAGGCUUCGGUGGGCAAGAUGUCAAGGUUUCGCUUGAGCUAUCAUUCAUGGAAGCUGUCCAGGGUUGCACUAAAACUGUGACAUUCCAAGCUGCUGUACCUUGUGAAACUUGUGGUGGAACUGGUGUGCCUCCUGGGACCAGGCCAGAAACAUGUAGACCUUGUAGGGGCUCUGGAAUGAUAUUCAUGCAAAAGGGACCAUUUAGGUUGCAGACCACUUGUACACACUGUGGUGGAACUGGAAAAACUGUAACGAGCUUCUGCAAGUCAUGCAAGGGUGAACGCGUUAUGAGGGGACAGAAGUCUGUCAAGUUGGAUAUUGCACCAGGAGUGGAUGAUAAUGAAACCAUGAAGGUGUUUAGAAGUGGUGGAGCAGAUCCUGAUGGCAAUCAACCCGGUGAUCUCUAUGUUACAAUAAAGGUCCGGGAAGAUCCUGUUUUCCGAAGAGAAGGUCCUGACAUCCAUGUUGACACUGUUAUUAGUUUCACUCAGGCAAUUCUAGGAGGAACUAUCCAGGUCCCUACUCUAACAGGCGAUGUUGUUCUCAAGAUCCGCCCAGGCACCCAACAUGGUCAGAAGGUCGUGCUGAAGAAAAAAGGGAUUAGAACAAGGAGCUCUGCUUCAUAUGGGGAUCAAUAUGUGCAUUUUAAUGUCAGCAUUCCCUCGAAUUUGACUCAGAGACAACGUAUGUUGAUUGAAGAGUUUGCCAAGGAGGAACAGCGAGAAUAUGAUAAAGGUGCUGCUACUGCUGCUGGAGCAUCUAGCUGAGUAAAAUGGUUAAUGCCCAGUGGCUCAAAUUUUUGUAGGAGAGAUAGGUUUCCUAUUGAGGCACAUUUAAGUUAUUUAAGCUGAAGUCCGUUGUCCAUUCAGCAUUUGAAGGUAAUAUUGUACAUAUAUAUAUUUUCACAAAGAAAGAUCAUUGGCGUCUGCAGUUGUUGCACUUGCACCCGGCAUCUCCCUGAUAUGGGGGUGCAGGUUUGAUUGCUUUGUUAUCUGAUCAUAUGGUUCACUAGAAAGCCAAUGGAGCUAAGGUUUGAAGUAUUGAAAUUGAGCGAUGGUUCACUAGAAAGCCAAUGGAGCUCUGAGGUUUUUAGUUCUGAAAUUGGCCAAAUGGCUGAAACUAUGUUCCGUUCCAUUCCACCCAAGUUUGCCAAUAUGGUGUGAUAUUGUGGUGUGUAAAAUUAAGGAACUGUUUGGCAAGUCUUUUUAGGAA